AUGCAUCAAAACACCUUUUAUUUCGAUGCUUCGAAGAACGAAAUAUGCCUGGAGAAUUGUGGAGGAAUGAACGGUGCAUUUGAUAUCAUCAAAUGCACUGUGGUGGGAAUCAUAGCUCUUCUGAUUAUUAUUGGCAAUAUUUUUUGCUUGCUGGUGUUGUGGCGUACGAAGGAAAUCCAUUUGAUUUCUCGACUGUUUAUGGCGGCUCUGACUGCAACUGACCUCACUUUUGGUUUCUUAGUCGUUCUUCCAGUCGCUGUUUCCUCUGCUUACAACAUAUGGCCGGUUAUCCAUGACACAAUGUGUCACUUUCACGAAGCGAUAACGUCAGUUUUAGGUGGCGCCUUAACUAUGAGUUUACUUGGUAUCAGCAUUGACCGUUUGAUAGCUGUAUGUAAACCUCUGCAAUACCCAACUAUUAUGACUCAAAGGCGGGCACUAAUACUCAUUAUUACCCUAUGGGCGUUACCCUUCAUUUAUCGAAUCAUCAGUAAAUGGUCGAUUGGUUUAUACCAGUUGCAAUUUCGAUCAGACAGUGAUAUGUGCUGGGUGUGCACCAAGCAGACAGGCCAUACUGUGUACACGGCUGGUGUAGGACUUUUUAUGGUGAUUCCUUGCUUUUGUACAUUCUGCAUCUACGCCCGAUUGUUUGUGAUAGCACGCCGCCACGCACGACGUAUCGCCGUGCUCCCAAACAACGUGCCCCAAAAUAUGGACGGUGAAGUAUUCAACAUGCACACUAAAUCUGCUGUAACGUUCCUGUUGAUAACUGCAACAUUUGGAAUCUGCUGGAUGCCCUUUACUGGUGUUUGGUUGUACCGAGAAAUUACGGGAGAAGCGACAAGUGAAUACCUCGUUGUCGCUGCCCAACUGACAACUUUUUCGAGCAGUUGGUUAGACUGCUUGGUGUAUUAUUAUCGUAGUAAAGUCUUCAAACGAACGGCGCGGAAGAUGAUUUGUAAAAUGUGCUGUUGUUUGAGGAGCAGUCGAAGGAACACAACGCGUCUUCCAACUGUUAGAACUAUUAAUGUUAGAGAAGCACAUGAGCUAGACUGCUCAACAACUUCAGACUGGAAGUAA
This is a messenger RNA of Patiria miniata (bat star), 1080 nucleotides long. Its product is annotated as alpha-1A adrenergic receptor-like. NCBI's taxonomy places the organism in Eukaryota, Metazoa, Echinodermata, Asteroidea, Valvatida, Asterinidae. Gene Ontology annotation, biological process: G protein-coupled receptor signaling pathway. Gene Ontology annotation, cellular component: membrane. The coding region runs from base 1 to 1080 and encodes 359 amino acids. The transcript has a single exon. The record is from RefSeq and is a predicted model, not a curated record. Gene Ontology annotation, molecular function: G protein-coupled receptor activity.